AUGAUAUCAUAUUUUGAUCCAAAUAAAGAUUUAUAUGUUUUUUGUGGAAGAGAUCCUUUGCCUCCAUCAGUUUUUGUCUCUUUAGAUUGUUUAUUAAAUUAAAGAAUGCUUGAAAUAAAAAUUAGAACUGGAUAGAAAAAUCUUGUUGAUUAAUUAUUCCAAGAAUAAGUAAAUAGAUAAGAAUACGAAGAUAAUAUCACAAAGAUAGGAUAUGAUUUACAGAGUAAUAGUACUAAUACAGUAAAAAAUAAUUAAUAAAAAAGUAAUAGAGUGAAAGAAAGAAAAAUAUCAGAAGUUAUUGAAAAGGUGGCUUUAUGGAGAAGAUUAUAUUCUGGAUUUUAUGAUGAAAACGGGAAAUUUGUUAAUAUGCCUUUAGAAGAAGCUGCAAAUAAAGUGGGGAUUUCAAAAAAAACUUUAGAUGAUUAUUUAUUAUAAAUAAGAUGUGGAAAAAAAUAUGGAUUUAACUUUAAUUCAAAUGCUAAUUAAAGGAUUGGAAUUUUAAGGACUUUUGUUAAAUAAUAUAAGGAUAAAUCGAAUAGUAAUUAAUAAUAAAAAUGA
Molecule: messenger RNA, 558 nt
Organism: Ichthyophthirius multifiliis
Lineage: Eukaryota; Ciliophora; Oligohymenophorea; Hymenostomatida
Exons: 3
Source: RefSeq, a predicted model, not a curated record